AUGGAGAAGCAGCGGAGGCCGCGGCUUCGGCUGGUCGAGCCGACGUGUGCCGUGAGCAAGGGAGGCACUCGCAUGUCCGUCCAAGGGUUGUGGUUCAAAGGGCCUCCGACCCUCCUGACCAUCCACUUGACCAUCCCUCUCGUCAACAAGACCGUCGACAUCCCAGCGACAUACGGCACGGAAACACACCUGUCGUUUAUCCUCCCCGACGUCACGUCCAUGAUCAAAGCAUCGUUGGCCGAAGCUUGGAUAUCCCUCGCUCUCACAGACUGCAGUAGCUGUGGCACCACGACCACGAAAACCACGGACGCGCCACAACUGCGCAUCGUCUUAUACCCCGAGCUCACGACGAAGAAGGUGUUCCCCAUGCAUUUGCCCCUUUCGGCCACAUCGGACGCCAAGAUAUCUCUGGUCCUGAACCAUCGGUUCUCCCUCUCGUACAUCCAAUCAUCCCCAGAACUUCCGACAUCAGACGACUCCCCCCUACCGCACCUCACGUCGCUGCCAGUGUUUGCUCGAAUCAGCUACGUAAGUGACAAGACCCACGCCCCCAUCCAAGUCAUAAGGACAGCCACAUGGAACAACGCCGCGAGUGCUUUAAACGGCGACGUCAUGCUCGAGUUCGACCCGCCCAGGGCUGCCGUCGGCAUCAUGCAAGUCCACGUGACACUCAACAAAGUCGAGUUCUUUGACAGUUUGGGCUACACCGUUCUUCGGGAUUUUGUUCUUAAUGGAAUUCGCCCUCGAUGUCUUGUAAUUAGCAGUACUCAAAACACUGAAGUGGUGCUCCGCGGCGACUACUUUCUCGAAACCGGCGAGAUCAUCGUCCAGCUCCAGCAACACGACCCAACUAGUAGACACAAGCAGCCGCUGCCACUCGUCAACGUGAACGGCAUCUGCUCGUCCCCGACCGAGAUCACAGCGGCGAUUCCUCCGAACACUCGAUAUGGACUCACACUAUUUGCAGUCUCCGUCAACCACGGCGAGCAUUUCUGUCCACAAGUUAUCCAGGGACUACUCAUCCGCGACCGACCGCCGCAAGCGCUAGUGCCUACGGAGGGCUCCAGCACUGGCGGCACUCGUAUUCAGAUUCUCGUGCCCGUGCUGGACGACGACGCGGCCGAUUCGUUUCAACUGUUGCGAUCGGCGUUGAAACUUACCAAGGCAAUUCGAGUCAAAUUUGAGCCUGAAAACCCCUCUGUCGCAGCCCAAAUCGUGUUUGCCGAGCCAGAUAUGACCCAGAGCGGCGUGAUCGUCGUCAUAUCUCCGCGAUUUGCCACUGACCAGUCGUUAUUUGUGGUGUUUGUGUCCAUUUCCGUGGAUGGCGGCGCAAAAUUUGCAGGAAAGCUGCCAUUCACAUACUAUGGGCAGUAUAAAGUGCAGUCCCUGUCCAUCCAUCACGGCCCGUCCACUGGAGGCACGCGCAUUCGCAUACAAAUGAACCACCCCGUGCCCCAAACCCUUCCCAUUACUGUGAAAUUCAAAGGAGCAGCCAGGUUUGAGUCAGUCGUGGGCCAAAUUGUAUGGGAAAACCCUUCCGUGAUAGUGUGCACUUCCCCGCCGUGGAAGUCGAUUGAAUCUGUCCAACUGACCAAAGUACAAGUGAGUUUGAACCACGGCGUCGAGUAUAUUCCACCAGAUGACCCAAGCUCCAACGCCGCCAAGUUUCGG
Molecule: messenger RNA, 1671 nt
Organism: Aphanomyces astaci
Lineage: Eukaryota; Oomycota; Saprolegniomycetes; Saprolegniales; Verrucalvaceae
Exons: 7
Source: RefSeq, a predicted model, not a curated record